UUUCAGGAGCAGGAGGGGCUUGGAUUCGCGAGUGUGCGACUGGAUAUAUAGAUGGGACUAUAUACCUGGAGACAGGCUGCUCACAGAGACCCCGCCCGCUCUCAGCCCACUGCCUGGCAACAUAGCUUGCCAAGAUGUCGCCCAUUCCUGACCUUGCUACCAUUUCUGACAUUGACGGACACGCUUUUGAUUUUGUUAUUAUCGGCGGUGGUACCUCGGGAUGCGUCUUGGCCAACCGGCUUUCUGAAGACCCUCAUGUCUCAGUUGCAGUGCUCGAGGCAGGCAGGUCGCGCUUGGAUGACCCGGUCGUCUUGAGUCCCGUGGGAUACCUCAAGGAAUUCAUGAACCCCGAGUAUGACUGGCUAUUUCCUGUUGCGCCGCAACCAAACGCGUCGACCGCGCACAUGAUCCCUUGGAACCGGGGAAAAAUGCUUGGCGGAUGCUCUUCGAUCAAUGUCAUGGCAUACACCAAGCCCGCUCGCGAGGAGCUCAAUGCCCUUGAGACUCUUGGAAAUCCCGGGUGGAACUGGUCUUCGUACCAGAAGUACGCGAACAAGGCCGAAAAAUUCUGCACCCCCGCGCCGGCGAUUAUGGAUGAAGAUUUUCGCAACUUGUACAACCCUGAUUCCGUCGGACAUGAUGGAAAUCUGACACUAUCCUUCGUUCCAACUGGGUCCAAUGCGGACUCUGCAUUUCAGAAGAGUCUGGCUAAGAAUGGAUUGAACAUACGGUCCGAUGUGCUCGGUGGAGAGAUUACCGGUAUUGCGAAGGCGCUAUCAGCUUUUGAUUCUGAGACGGGGUACCGAGUCAGUGCUGCGACGGCGUACCUGCUUCCAGCUCUCGACAGAGCAAACCUCAAGAUCCUCACAGAAGCUUAUGUCUGCCGGAUCGUCACAGAAAUGGAAGCCGGCGGCGUCGUCGCUCGUGCGGUCGAGUUCGAGCAUGGCGGCAAGCAGUACACCGUCUCAGCGGCGCGCGAAGUCAUCGUCUCUGCUGGGACUGUCAAGACUCCACAGAUCCUCGAGCUCAGUGGAAUUGGCGACUCGAAUGUUCUCGAGCCGCUGGGGAUCAAGACGGUCCUCGAUUUGCCCUCUGUCGGCACGAAUGUGCAGGAACACGUCAUUGUCGCUAGUCUGAACUAUCGGAUGCAAGACGACAAGAACAUCAUUACCAACCACGUCCUCGCUGACAAAGAGCACAUGGCCGAGGUGCAUAAGCGUCUCGAUCUGAAGACGGAGUACGCGCUAGUUACCAACAACCUCGCCUUUGUCCCUCUUCGCGUCGCGUCAGACAGUGCGGAAAAGCUGGUCGCGAAGAAGAGAGCAGAGCUCGCUCAGAACGGACCAUCGCUGGCUCCCGGCCUGCGCAAGCAGUACGAGGUACAGCUACAGCUGAUGGAGAGCGGGUGCAACGCGGACAUCGAGAUCAUGUCGUCUGCGGUGGUCCUGACGCCGAUGGCGGAGCCAUCGAAGCCGCACAUGGCGCUCAUCGCCGAGUUGACGCACCCCUGGUCGCGCGGCACCGUCCACAUCGCCUCUGCGGACCCGAAGGCGAACCCAUACAUCGACCCGCGCUAUUUCGCGGACGCGUUCGACCUCGACGUCCUCGCCGAGGGCUUCAAGUUCGCGCUCAAGGUCGGCGAGACGGAGCCGUUCCACGGGUUGACGAAGACGCGUGUGAGCCCGCCUCCCGAGGUGGACCUGUCCACGGACGACAGUAUCAAAGAACACGUGCGCGCGAACAUCUUUGGCAUCUGGCAUGCCUGCGGCACUGCAUCCAUGCUGCCCAAGGAACUCGCCGGCGUCGUGGACCCGCAGCUGAUGGUGUACGGCACCAAAAAUAUCCGCGUCGUGGACCUGUCAGUUCUGCCGCUGCAGAUAUCUGUCCACACCCAAGCGUUUGUGUAUGCUUUGGCUGAGCGAGCUGCCGAUAUCAUCAAAGGAGUUCCGAUGUAAGCUAUACUUCGAGUCUGUCGCUUCCGCUUAGUCCUCGUUGCUCGCCCUACUUUCCGAACCAUCCAGACUGUUGGCGUGAAACCUUGUGUUAGGCUCUAUGAACUAGUCCGGAUGUACAAAUACGGGAUAUCCAGUGUAAUACUAUACUAAAC
Messenger RNA from Phanerochaete carnosa HHB-10118-sp, 2107 nucleotides. RefSeq lists its product as uncharacterized. Bases 135 to 1955 code for a protein of 606 amino acids. NCBI's taxonomy places the organism in Eukaryota, Fungi, Basidiomycota, Agaricomycetes, Polyporales, Phanerochaetaceae. Gene Ontology annotation, molecular function: oxidoreductase activity, acting on CH-OH group of donors; flavin adenine dinucleotide binding. The record is from RefSeq and is a predicted model, not a curated record. The transcript is spliced from 21 exons.